AUGGCCUCCUCGGCGGGAAACGCGGGAAAAGGCGAUACGGCGACAAACGAAACGACGAAGAAGACGGAACAGCAUGCUCUAUCAUCGACGAAUAGCAAAAUAGGCUUGCGUGAAAAGCAUAAGGCAACGGACGACACGAACAGCGAAAUGCAUAAUCUGAGAAAUGACGAUGUGCUGGUGGCGGACAGCGCAGUUAGUAUUGACGCUAUGACGAAGAAUCAACUAGUAGAGCGAUUACGUCAAUUAAAAUUGCCUGUGACGGAGCUAAAGGCGACGCUGCGUGAGAGACUGCGGGCAGCUACACAAGAAGAUGUUAGCGACGAAGAUGUUAGUGACGAAGAUGUUAGUGACGAAGAAGUUAGCGAGGACACGGUGUUACAUUGUGAUGAAGACGAGGGGGAAACCCCUGCGGUCGGUCAUAGCGGUGGGCGCCAUGAUCGAGGAUCGUUAUCGACCGCGCGACGAGACGCGACACCGCCCUCUCGUUAUAACCGUAUGCAUUACGAGGAACGCGAACCUAACCCUCACGGCGUGAGAACAGGACAGCUCGUGUUGACAUACAAAGACGUUGAAGACGCACUGACACUUUUCAGUGGCGACGGCACACAAAACGUAGGAAGAUGGUUUACGUCAUUUGAAGAGACUGCCGAUUUGUGCCGGUGGACCGACGUGCAGAAGAUUAUUUACGCGAAGAGACUAUUACGCGGUUCGGCUAAGCUUUUCGUAAAUUUCGAGUGUCAAGUACAAUCAUACGGCGCGCUCAAGAAAGCGUUGAUUAAAGAAUUCGGUAAGACAAUGAACAGUCGUCAAGUGCAUAAAGAAGUGAGUGCAGUGUCGAAAAAGUUGGACGAGACAUAUCAAGCGUAUGUCUAUCGCGUACUGGAACUUGCCAGUCACACGGAGAUGGAAAUUGAGGCUAAAAUACAGUACAUUAUCGACGGUGUUAAAGACGAAGAGAUAAAUAAAUCUAUAUUAUACGGUGCUACGACGAUUAAGGAGUUACGUCAGAGAUUUGCGCAAUACGAAAUACAGAAAAGUAAUCGAAGUAAGGCGCGACAACAUUCGCAAGCGCAAAGUAAGAAGAAGCCGGCGAGUAACGCGGGUCAGACCACGACAGCCACUGCUGGCAAACGAUGUUUCAACUGUGGCGACACGAAGCAUCUAGGUAAGGAGUGUCCUAAUAAGGCGAAAGGAUCUAAAUGUUAUUCAUGCGGUGAAUUCGGGCAUAUUGCUGCAAAGUGUCCAAAAGGAGCAGACUCGGCGAAUAAAGAUACUACUCCAGUAAGAGUGGAUGCGCUCCGAUCUCACAGUGAUAAGAAGACGUAUAAGAAAGUGAAUAUUCUGGGGAAGGAUGUCACAGCUGUUUACGUGCAUCUCGGUGCUCCUCCAAUCAGGCACGAGAUUACGAAGUUCAACGGGGUAGGCGCAUUUAACCGGAGUACAUUAGGAAGAUUUACGGCGGACGUGUCCAUUGAUGGAAUACUGUUCACUCUGGAUAUCAAUAUAGUGCCAGACGAUUAUACCGGACAUGAUUUAAUCAUAGGCGGUGAGUUAUCGGAUUUAACUGAGAUCCGUAUAAGAAAACGACAAGCUGUCAUAAGGAAGCUCAAUGACGACGAAUCGAAGACGACGACCGAAGAUGCUAACUGGGCGGAAGUAUUAUGUAUUGGCGUACAGGAUAACGAAGAAAAAGAAGCGAAAGCUCAAGUUACGCUUAAUCACGUGGAAAAUUCGAAUAUUCGAGAGUGUGUACGAAAACUAGUAGAGGACUAUCAACCGAGGAAGAUAAAGGACAGCGGCGUGAAGAUGCGUUUGAUACUCAAGGACGAAAUACCGGUACAUCAGAAUCCUCGUAGAUUGUCGGCGGAACAACGGAAUGCGGUACGCAAGAUCAUUGACGAGUGGAUCGAGAAAGGGAUUAUACGACCGAGCAACUCGGAAUACGCCAGCCCGAUCGUCCUGGUGAAAAAGAAAGACGGAACAUGGAGGUUAUGUGUCGACUACCGAGGAAUAAACCGUAAGAUAGUAAGGGUAAGGCAGCCUUUUCCGCUGAUCGAAAAUCAACUAGAUGAACUGACAGACGACGAAGUAUAUUGUGUGUUAGACUUGAAGGAUGGUUUCUUUCAUGUACCACUGGAUGAAGAUAGUAUUCGUCAUACUGCUUUUGUGACGCCAGACGGGCAGUACGAAUUUUUGAUGGCACCCUUCGGACUAUGCAAUUCUCCGGCGGCAUUUCAGCAGCUCAUGCGAGCAAUAUUCAAGAUGGUGAAGACAUAUUUAGACGACGUCAUCAUUUCGGCGAAAAAUGAAAAAGAGUGCUUAGCUAAGUUGGAACAGGUUCUAAACGUAGCUCGUGACUACGGUUUGAGAAUAAACAGGAAAAAGUGUAAACUAUUGGUACGACGUGUGGAGUAUUUGGGACAUAUAGUGGAGGCAGGAACA
Temnothorax curvispinosus is the source of this 2442-nucleotide messenger RNA. RefSeq lists its product as uncharacterized. The annotation marks the transcript as partial. Gene Ontology annotation, molecular function: zinc ion binding; nucleic acid binding. The transcript has 2 exons. The record is from RefSeq and is a predicted model, not a curated record. Lineage: Eukaryota; Metazoa; Arthropoda; Insecta; Hymenoptera; Formicidae.